Molecule: messenger RNA, 885 nt
Organism: Adineta steineri
Lineage: Eukaryota; Metazoa; Rotifera; Eurotatoria; Adinetida; Adinetidae
Source: the annotation of a GenBank genome assembly
AUGGAUGAUGUCAUUUAUCAUCACGAUCUUCUUCAACAACAACUCAAUGAACAAGAUACAGCGUUAAGCCAGCAUCCAUUAAUGAUGGAAAUUAACAACUGGGAACGUGAGAGUGUAGAGAAGAUAAGACAUGCGGCAGAAAAAGCUCGAUGUGAUCUUGAUCAGUUGUUGACCAGUAAAAAGAAAUUAGUUACAAAGGAACUAGAAGGAAUUUCGACUCAAUUGAAGACAAGUAAAGAAGCCGAUGAUUACUCAGAAAAGGAUUUAACUGGAUGGCUACAGGCACUAGAAAAGUUGAAAAAUCAGUUAUCAACACCUUCAGAUGUAAAAUUACAAAAAAUAAAGGACGAUACAUGGUUGCAACAGCGUGGAAUCAUGGAAGUUCUUUUUAAUUCAUCAGAAAAAUUUGAGAAAGCAUGUGGCAAUGCUCAUAUAUUGGAAAACGGUCUCGUUGCAGAACAUAAUGGAAUAGCUGGUCAUGCUGAAGUUCGAGGUUUCACGAAGUACUCAACGGGAACUCACAAAAUCGGUUUGAAAAUCGAAAAAAUGACGGAUAAUAAUUGGAUGUUUUGGGGAAUUAUAUCACAAAAAACUGCAGCCCAAAAUAACUCUUGGUCUUCAGUGUCAGCCAACGGAUGGGCCAACACUAAGCAAGUGUAUUUAAAUGGUGCAUGUAAAAAUGGAUACAAUAACUACCAGGGUGGUAUUGUUGAAAACGAUAUACUUUACUUGACAUUAAAUUGUGAUAGUCAAAUUAUUGAAUUUGAAAACGAACGUACGAAGCAAAAUAAUUCUAUUCCCAUUGACUUGAAUAGCUGUCCAUUUCCUUGGCAGUUUCAUAUUAAUUUUUAUUACAAUAAUGAUCGUCUUCGUAUACUAACAUAG